AUGCUCACCCGCCCACGAGAUCUCUUCAUGGCGACUCCGCACGGCUCAACAAGGACUCAUUUGCUCUCGAAUGAGCAAAUCUUACUGAGUUAUGCGGCAGAUGACGUGCAAGAUAUCGUGACCUUGUCUGAAAGAGAAGAGUUGGUGCUGCAGCUGGCCAGACAAGUUCAGGAACAAAAGUUGGAGAAAGCUUUACUUGAGCAAGACCUCGAAUCAUUAUCUGGGGACGAUGUUGACGAACAGCUUGCGAUCGCGGAACGCGAAUUUCUGGAGGCGCGUGCUUCAUACACAGUUCGAAGCAAAGCUACGCGCACCGUCUUGAUGACCGACCCCAUACUCAAAGCCGUUCACUCAAAGGCAACCAUUCCUCCAGAACGCGCUCUAUUUCAUUUGGUCAACCGGCGUGACGUACUCGCUCUCGCCCAAGAAAACCUCUCGUCCGCUCAUAAUUUGAUUCUCAAGCAAUUGGACGAACUCAAGGUCGCCAACCUGAAAAUCAACCAGGAAAAUCAGGAGCUAGUGCGCGAGCUCCUUGAGCUCACCAAAGACGACUCAUCGUGGCGAGAGCGGCUUGAGGAUACUAAUCUCAAAUCGCAGCUAGACCAGCUGGAGAAAGAGUACCGAAGGAGCAAGGCGAAAUGGGACACAAUGAAGAAUAUAGCCAGUGCUAUCGUCGUCAGCAGUGGCCUCGAUUGGGCAAAUGACGAUACGCUUCGCGCACUAGUGCUGGACGAAAGUGAUGAUUGA
Messenger RNA from Penicillium oxalicum, 747 nucleotides. RefSeq names its product centromere protein H. Lineage: Eukaryota; Fungi; Ascomycota; Eurotiomycetes; Eurotiales; Aspergillaceae. The record is from RefSeq and is a predicted model, not a curated record. The transcript has 3 exons. Gene Ontology annotation, biological process: kinetochore assembly. The coding region runs from base 1 to 747 and encodes 248 amino acids. Gene Ontology annotation, cellular component: kinetochore.